AUGGCCUUUAUGUUCCUGGCUUUUCCUGCAGCCAGCCCCGAGCCGCGACCCCGCUCCACCUGCGCGCGGACUCUCUCGGCGCCCGGGGCCGCGGCGCUGCUGCCCAGGGCGAGCUGCCUGUGCUACGGCCGCUCCCUGCAGGGCGAGUUCGUGCACGCCGACAGGGCGUGGCCGAGAACACCAGCCAGAAGUUCUGCCGGCAGCUCUGCGUCCUCAACUUCAAUUUUACAGAUAAAGGAAACUGAGGCACAGAGAGGGUCAGUGACUUGCCCAGCUGACACAACUAAGAAGCGUCAGGAUUGCCCUCACCUGGCAUCUGGCUUCUCACUGCACCCUUCACCACCACAGCAGGCUGCCUCUCUGAGGAUGGUUAACUUUGAAAUCCUGUCGGCCUCCUGGAAUAGAACAGCCAGGAGACUGGAGCACAGGGAAGUUUUGGUGGGCUUGUUGUUCCUGGUUUUCCCGUUCAUCCCAGCCAGCAACCUCUUCUUCAGGGUGGGUUUCGUGGUGGCUGAGAGAGUCCUAUACAUGCCUAGGUAGAGGCUGUGCAUCGUGACAUCCUUCUAAAGAGAACUGUACAAGGGAAAAAGAGAGUAACUCUGCGGUGGAGAAAUCUGACAAAGACUACCUCAGCCAGGUAGGCAGGUCAGCAUCGGUAUUCAGGAACCAUCUGCUGAUAGUGUGUGCUCUCUACGACACUUUACCUUUACGGUCUUCCUCCCCAAAACCCUUAA
Molecule: messenger RNA, 734 nt
Organism: Kogia breviceps (pygmy sperm whale)
Lineage: Eukaryota; Metazoa; Chordata; Mammalia; Artiodactyla; Physeteridae
Source: RefSeq, a predicted model, not a curated record